Linum tenue is the source of this 4236-nucleotide messenger RNA. The record is from the annotation of a GenBank genome assembly. NCBI's taxonomy places the organism in Eukaryota, Viridiplantae, Streptophyta, Magnoliopsida, Malpighiales, Linaceae.
GUGACAUUCUUUUGUUCUACAUUCAUUUUCGAUUCAAAUUAAGUUCAACAAUUGUUCAUGGGUUAAGAAUGAGUUCUAAGUAGCAAUCACAACCCACAUAGCCCUACGAACCCUCUCGAAAUUCAACAGCUUUGAAGAUUGAAAUGAAACAAAGAGCAGCUUUUUUUAAUACCAGAGCUCGUCUACGGCGGAAAGGCGCGCGCUUUAGAAGCUGGGCAGGGCGGGGAAAUCAAAUGAGAGCCGCUAACUGCAUUAGCGAGUGACCGUUGGAGUAAUGUUUGAAAUCGCUAGGGUUCUCCUCUUCUUUCUGAAUUAUGAUUUAGCGGUUUCCAUAAAACGCAACUCUCGCAAACGUAAUACGGUAGUCUAUCUCUUCGGGGGUUUCUUCUGGCUUCGUUCUCCUCCCUCCAAAGCGAAAACGGAAUUCUUUUCUCGUCCAUCGCCGUCGGCGCCCGACGGGGCUUUUUUCCCGAGGUUUCCCCGUUGUUUGUUCUAGUGAACGGGAAAUCAAGGGUUGUAUUGAACGGAGAAGAGAAAUUUGAUUGUGUGGCGAUGACGGCGGCUGCGGCGGCUUUCGGCUUAGUGAACAGAGGCGGCGGCGGUGGCGCGGCCAAGAAGGUGUUGAUAACGGGAGUGAGCCGAGGACUGGGUAGAGCGCUGGCAGUGGAAUUGGCUAAGAGAGGGCAUACGGUAAUCGGGUGUUCCCGAACUCAAGAUAAGCUGAAUGCACUCAUCUCCGACCUAGCCUCCUCCGACCGCCACCUCCUCCUUAACGCCGACAUCAGGUCCGACAGUAGUGUGGCAGAGCUCGCUGGAGUGGUAAUGGAGAAGAAGGGGGUUCCUGACAUCAUAGUGAACAAUGCGGGAACUAUUAACCAGAACAACAAGAUAUGGGAGGUGCCGCAGGAGGAAUUUGAUGCUGUGAUUGAUACGAAUGUGAAAGGGGUGACGAAUGUGUUGCGGCAUUUCAUCCCUCUGAUGCUUCCCAACAAGCAAGGGAUUAUUGUCAACAUGUCCUCUGGAUGGGGAAGAUCCGGUGCUGCACUGGUACUACCUAUUUCUUCUGCUUUCUCUCUUGCUUUCUGCAGUUCUGUUGCACCUUAUUGUGCAUCGAAGUGGGCGAUCGAAGGUUUGUCAAGAUCAGUGGCGAAAGAGCUGCCUGAUGGGAUGGCAAUCAUUGCACUCAAUCCAGGAGUGAUCCACACAGACAUGCUUUCCUCAUGCUUUGGCACUUCAGCUUCUCUUUACCAGGCUCCAGAUACAUGGGCAGUGAAGGCAGCUACCAUGAUUCUCAAUCUAACUGGUGCGGACAACGGUGCUUCUCUUACGGUGUGAAAACAUUCAUGGGGCCACAGUUUCCUUGUUGAAGAACUAUAUAUUUAGCUCAGAAAUUUAGUUCAUGUUUCUUGUAGGCGAUUCUUUUCUAUCUUGUAACCUUUACUCUGUAUGUGCAAGAAAAGUGCUUCAUGAAUCCUAUGCAGCAACUAGAUAAUUGUAAUUGAAGCCAACUUUUGCAGUAGGCCUUCUUUCUUGGUCAAAAUGCUUAGACAAAACUCCAUCCAGUAGUCUUCUCUAUACCCUGUUCCUUCAUCAUCUCUCUUGCUCGUUCCGACUCCUUCCACUUUCCAAUGGAGCUAUACAUAUCAGACAAUACUAUAUAGUAUCCAUCGUUUUUCGGAUCCGUCUUAAUCGCUUGCUUUGCUAUCCUUAUCCCUGUUAUGAAGUCGUCAUGAAUCUUACAAGCGCCUAACAAAGCACCCCAGAUGCCACCAUCAGGACAAAUGGGCAUUGACAAAACCAACUCUUCAGCCUCAAGUAAACUGCCUGAUCUUCCAAGAACGUCCACAAGGCAAGCAUAAUGCUUAAGAUUUGGCCUCACAGAAUGUUGUUUCAUUUUCCCAAAUAGGCGUUUCCCUUCCUCAACAAGACCCGAGUGUGCACAAGCUGAAAGGAGAGACAGGAACGUUAGGGAAUUUGGCUUGAUAUUUGUCUGCUCCUCCAUUUCCUCGAAUAUCUCGAUUGCAGAUAUCGCAUCUCCAUGCAUUGCGUACCCUGAUAUCAUAACAUUCCAGGAAAUGGAAUCUUUGACUUUCAUUGAGUUGAAUAUUUCUCUUGAUUUGUCGAGUCGACCGCAUUUGGCAUACAUGUCGACUAAAGCAGUUGCAAGAGAUACAUUUUGCUCAUCAGUCCUAAUCAAACGGUGAACCUUUUCCCCUUUCUGAAGGUCAGCAAGAUGAGAGCAAGCAGAGAGCACCGUUGCAAAUGUGGCGGAGUUAGGAUUAACAUUUUGCUGUACCAUUUCCUCAAACAAUGCAAUAGCCUCCACAAAACACUUCCCAUGACAGUAUACUGCGAUCAUUGUGUUCCAAGAGACAACAUCUCUAUGAGACCCACGAAAAAUCCUUUCUGCAAUGGUCAACUUACCACUCUUUCCAUACAUGUCGAUGAGUGAAUUGACAACAGAGUUAUUGUCUUCCAUGAAAUUCUUCAUAGUAUAACAGUGUAAGGAGCGGCAAAAGGUGGCAGUCGCUCCCAUCUGGGAACAAGCAGAGAUUACAGCGACCAAUGCGUUGGGAUCUGGUUUGAAGCCCAGUUUUUGCAUCUCUCUGAAAAGGUCUAUGCACUUGUCUUCCCUUCCCGCCUUGGCAUAACCACAUACCAUGGAAUUUGAAGACUCAGUAUUCUGUUUGUUUAGCCUAUGAAAGAGCUUCUCUGCUGGUCUUAUAUGUCCCAACUUGCAGUACAUAGAUAGCAAUGCAUCAGUGACAAUCUGAUCUAGGGCAAAGUUUCUUCUUAUGAUAGUACAAUGAAAAGCUUUUCCUUCAGUCACACUCGAUGAAUUACCAAAACCCAGAAGCAUGCAACUCAUAACAAUCCCAUCUGGAUUCAAGCCAACACCUAGCAUAUCCCAAAACAAGGACAUGCAAUCAUUCAUAAGUCCUAGCCUAGCAUGAAUUCCUAUAAUUGAUGUCCAUGAGAAAAGAUCCUUAUUGUACACUUCGGAGAAAGAACCGAGAGCUUCUUCGACGCUUCCAAGCUUGGAAUACAUUGACAAAAGGGAAGACUGAAUAACUUGCGAACACCAAAGUCCAGUUUUCACAGCAAAACCAUGUAAACACUUACCUUCAACCAAAGCACCCAAAUUCCCACAGGCUUGAAAUCCUCCUUCAAGUGUCCUAAAAUUCAUUCUCUCUCCAUCGAGAUCAUUCCCAUGCAUCUCACGGAUACACUCUAGACCCCUUUCACUCUGACCAUUCUGUACAUAGCCUAUUAUAAGAGCAGUCCAUGACACUACAUCUCUUUCAGAAAUUUCGUUGAACACAAGAGAUGCAUCAUUCAUGACCCCACACUUUGCGUACAUGUAUACAAAAGAUGACCAGACUGCUGAGUUCUCCAUGAAAAGGCCAGACUUUACCACUAAACCAUGUGCAGUUUUCGCCUCCUUCAGCCACUGAAGCUCAGCACAGGAGGAAACAACCAUGGGAAUAGUGAACUGACUGGGUGAUGCAUUAUGCAACCGCAUCCGGAUAUAAAAGUCGAAUGCCACAGCAUAAUUACCAUUCGAGAAGUGAGAGUGGAUAAUGGAGUUCCAAAGAAAUGUGUCCUUCUCGUCGACCAGCUCAAAAAUUUGUCUGGAGCAACGGGUUUGGUUGAAAGCUGCAUAGAAAGCAAUGAGCUUUGAUGAUACAAAUACAUUCCCUGCAUUUCCUGUGGUGAUGAUGAGAGCAUGGGAUUGCAGAAGCUGCUGCAAAGUAGCAGGGGUUUGGUUGGAGAGAAAGGAGUUUAUAUGAGAGUUCAAGUAAUAUGUAGCUGAGUGAUAGCCCGAAUAACCACGAAUAUAUGAAUCACUGCACCAGUUGAAGAAGAGAUGGCAGGGAAGUUUCCGUGCAAGCAUUGGAGGGAUUGCUUUUGAUUUCUCAUGACUGAAGCUUCAGAUAUGAAAUUGAACUCUUGGCAUCUGCAAUUUCUCCACCGUCAUUUAUUGCCAAGCAACUCUGAUCACCACAACGCACAACCUUUAUAGCCAUUCGGAGAUGACGCAAGUCACGUAACUAACAAUUCCAAGUUGAACAAGAAGAACAACGGAAAGGGUUGAUAUAGAAGAAGGAAGCAAUUGUAUCUCAGACAUAUAGCUACACAUCCGUGCUAACAGUCACUAAAAAGAUGAGAGCCAGAGCAGUUUAUGUAUGAGAGGAACUGAAAUUUCGCAACAGAGAAAAUCAAUUUUGUUCAAUC